AGUUGAUUAGUUGAAAGUAGGUGCUCAAUUCCCAUUGGCGUUCUGUCAUGUGCAGGCCUGACGUAUUGAGCACAGUCAGAUUGGAGGGUGGUGAAAUACUCAAAUCAUAUUGGCGGAGGGAUUCAUUUGGAAAUCCCAAUAAAGGUGAAAUGUAAAUGAGUGGUCAGUAGGAAGGCCCAUUUGGGAAACUAAGGGAUUGGUGGAACGACAAAGUUCAAGAAGUAUGGAGAAGAGGAUAAAAGCAUCUGGAAAGGGGAGUUUGGGGCGCUUGAACGGAGCAAUUCCCGGAAAUUGGUAAGUGAUGCGGGUUGUAUGUGUUGAAGAGAAAUUAAAAAACGAGUUACACAAUGUAACUGGCUGGCACUCCUGAAGAAUUGUAUGAAUUGUCAUAACUAAGGGUCAUGUUCAGUUAUUUUACAUUUAAUUUGUACCAUCCCAUUUGUAUUCGUCUCGAAUACUUUCUAAAUUGUGCUAACUUAUCCAUUCCAUUAGCCUACAGGGAACUGAAUGUAAUUUUCAUAAAUGGUAAUUAAACAAUAAUUAAAUAAAUGAGCGCAACAAUUGUAAUCACGAAUCAAUUACAUGCCUACUUGAGUAAAAACCGUAUUGCCCUUACUACAUCGUCUAGACAAAUAUCCCUUGUUUAGUUUUAUAGACAGACCAUAAGGGCAAGUGCUGUUAGCAAGCAUCUAUAUUCGUACUGGUUUAUAGGCCGGUGAGCAACCACUCUGCCACCAUUCCCCCACUAGGUGACGGUAAUAUCUAACACACAUGUGCAUGCGCAAAACAGUUUUUCCCACUUGUUUAAUCCUGAAAAAUACGUUGUACGUUUAGCAUGGAAGUUACAGGAGCUGGUUCCUCUAUUUGUUACCACAAAAACACUUGCACAACACCUUCCGUCACGCGAGCUGUAUGACUCUCACAGCAGUGGGCCCAACACAGCCACACUGGUUACACUGGAUCAUCAGAGACAACUUCAACUCGGCUACAAUGAUGGGAGCACGGGCACGAUCUUCCAUCACCUUCGUCCUCAUGCUCCAUGCGAUCUACCUGCCAGGAACAUUCUGCCUCCAUGUGACCCAACCUGACACGUGCGUACUGGCAAUGGAGGGCGAGCACACGGAGAUCGCUUGCUCUUAUGUUCUUGAUAAAUCAAACAAUAGUGUGAAUUUCAAAAAUGCGGGCUCCAUGUUGUGGGAACGCAAGCAGAACACCAAAAACUCCAAAAAAGACCUUGUCCUGGACUACCAGCGCGAACACCGCACUGUCAGAUGGGGCCAAAACUACAAGGAUGUGGCGAAAAUACCGAACGCCACCUCAGACAGUAGUUGUACGUUAGUCCUGCAACGAGUGGCCAUUGAGCACGAGGGCAUCUAUACCUUCACGCUGUACGCACCUGACGGGAAGACGGUCAUGGCACAUGGUGAUGACACAAAGCUAUUAGUGAGAGCAAGCAAACGGGAAGAUGAUGAUGACUCGGGGGAAUACGUCAUUCUGAUCGUGCUUGUUGUGGUGUUACUGGUGUACAGCCUGGCCACUACUACCCUGACUAUAGCUCUCUGGCUCAAGGUUCGAUUGCCGUUGCGGAUUGCUCAGCCAGCUCCUGAAGCUUUUCCCCCCUCAAGUUCAACAGAGAUUGACACUCCGCACACAUAUACGUCACUGAAUGCUUCCACUCCGCAAACGUACAGUGAUCUGAACGACCUCCCUCAAGAAGAACUAAGCCCACGUCAAGCCAUAGCCACUGCUGUAAAGAAGAAAGAUCUCAAGAAAGUAAGGUUGCAGAUGGAAGUGAAAAAGUCUCCAAUUUAUGAGAACAUCAAGGGCAAGACGUCACCCAAGUAAUGGAGCUUUCAACAACAACAAAAAAACAAGAUUUAUUUUUGGCUUUCCAACUAAGGUUGUAAGUUUUAAUGCAUUAUUUCUGUCUGUCCAUAGGAGGAGGGGGGGGGGG
Petromyzon marinus (sea lamprey) is the source of this 1954-nucleotide messenger RNA. RefSeq lists its product as uncharacterized. NCBI's taxonomy places the organism in Eukaryota, Metazoa, Chordata, Hyperoartia, Petromyzontiformes, Petromyzontidae. The record is from RefSeq and is a predicted model, not a curated record.